Capronia epimyces CBS 606.96 is the source of this 543-nucleotide messenger RNA. RefSeq lists its product as uncharacterized. NCBI's taxonomy places the organism in Eukaryota, Fungi, Ascomycota, Eurotiomycetes, Chaetothyriales, Herpotrichiellaceae. The record is from RefSeq and is a predicted model, not a curated record. Bases 1 to 543 code for a protein of 180 amino acids. The transcript has 2 exons.
AUGGCACCUAUAACGACGACCACCGCCGAGCCCGGUGCUGAUGAUGACUGGCAUUUGCUCUACAAUCCUUUUACCAGCACUAUCAAUGUGGACCAGAUCCAUACAGACAAUCCUAUCGAGCUGUUUCUGCAGCGGCCUCUCUAUGCUCCCUUGCUCUUCUCCAACGUCACCUCCGAUGCGAGAGACCAUUGUGCCAACGAACGAACAUUUCUGUCCUGGCUCCGACUGGCAGUCUACAUGGCUGUCGUGUCCGUUGCCAUCUUCAUCAACUUCCACCUGAAAAAUCAACCCAGUCCGCUUGAGCAGAGACUGUCCCACCCACUCGGAAUUAUCUUCUGGGUCCUGUCUCUGGCCUGUCUGGGGAGCGGAAUGGCGAAUUACAUGCAAACAGUGACAAAGUAUGCAGGACGGCGAGCGCUAGUUCAGUCAGGGAUCAAGACUCAGAUCAUCUUCGGGGUCGUGGCCACUGCCAUUGUCGCAGCAUGCGCGCUGUUUCUGGGCGCGGAGGCACAGGCCGCGCGGAUGAGGAAGGGCAACACGUGA